Fomitiporia mediterranea MF3/22 is the source of this 855-nucleotide messenger RNA. RefSeq lists its product as uncharacterized. Bases 1 to 855 code for a protein of 284 amino acids. The transcript has 10 exons. The record is from RefSeq and is a predicted model, not a curated record. Lineage: Eukaryota; Fungi; Basidiomycota; Agaricomycetes; Hymenochaetales; Hymenochaetaceae.
AUGUCUUUCGAGACUUCUGACCCCCGAGUAGAAUCGAUGCUUCGGGCUAUUAGGUGGUAUUUCACGAGUAGUCUACAAUGGCUUUCGAACACAAACCACUUCACUAUGUACGUCGCAGGUCGCGUCACAUUCUGGACCGGAACCAUAUCCAGUAAGAGCUCCGACUUGAUUCAAUUGCAAUUCACUCUCAGCGAUCAUCCAGACUGGUCCAUAAUCACACUGCUCGACUACAUCCUCAUCUUGCGGGUUGCGGCUUUAUAUGGUCAAAAAGACAAGAUCCUGGAUGUGUGUCUGAAGCUUCUCCUGGUCGCUCAGUCCGCUGGUUCUCUCGGAGUCCUCAUUUACUUUACCUUUGUGGAAAAUCCAUACGCACUGAACCUUACGACAGGUAUCACAGUCUGUACAUUGACUGUGGAGCCCCCGCGAGAACUGGCAAUUGCAUGGGCAUUACCGACGGCCUACGGAUUCCUUCUACUCUGUUUGACGCUUUAUAAGGCCGCUGAGUUCUCUAGACGAUCAGCGGGCUUCAAGGGAUUCCAACUAGUCAGGAUCAUCGUCCAGGAUCAAACAACUUACUAUUGCUUUCUGAUCGCGAUUGCCGCUCUGAGAAUAGCCACCGUUUUCGUCCGCGACAUUGGCAUAGCACUCGUUCUGAUCGCAGCUGCAAGUCCUGUACUUCUGAGCAUUCUAGGAGAUCAGCUCCUCAUCAAUUUGAAAGAAGCUGGCGCUCGGUGUUUAGACGAUGAAGCGAGUUACUGGGUCGAUAAUCUUGACGGAUCCAGCAAUCUUAUUGAAUUUUCACGAUGCUUUUCUAGAAUGCUCAUCCUAUUUUACGAACCGGCGGAGAAUCAGUAG